UGAAUGGUCAACGCCUGGGGCUGUUGGUUUUCUUGCUCCGAGGCGGUAACUUCGGCCUUCUGCUCAGGGAAGCCGCGGAGUCCGACGCUGCCCUCCCAGUUGGGAGGCAGAGUUGCAGUUUGGUUAACUGUCUACUUUCCCCUAGAUUUCCUUUUAUUCUGCUCGAAUCUCCGCCUGUGUUCGACCCCUACCCACUUUCCUUCCUCCCGAUGGCAAGCCUCAGACUCCAGGCUUGGGCUAGGUUUUGUUUUUCUCCUGUGAGAACUCGAAGACCAUGUCUGCAGAACUCUUCUCAUCCUUAAGAGAGGAAGGAAGCUCUGGCUCAGGACCCAGUUUUAGGUCUAAUCAAAGGAAAAUGUUAAACCUGUUCCUGGAGAGAGACACUUCCUUUACCGUCUGUCCAGAUGUCUCUAGAACUACAGUGGGUGAAUUUCUUGGUGAUUCUACAAACCUAAGCAUUUUGUCUGGAGGAACCCCAAAACGUUGCCUUGAUCUUUCGAGUCUUAGCAGUGGGGAGAUAUCUGCCACUCAGCUUACCACUUCUGCAGACCUUGAUGAAACUGGUCACCUGGAUUCUUCAGGACUUCAGGAAGUACAGUUAGCUGGGAUGGAUCAUCACCAGCACCCAAUGAAAAGUAGCCCAGCACAGCUUCUUUGUAGCACUCCAAACGGUUUGGACCGUGGCCAUAGAAAGAGAGAUGCAAUGUGUAGCUCAUCUGCAAAUAAAGAAAAUGAAAACAGCACUUUGAGGCCAUUGGAGUGGCAUGCACCCAGGAACCUGAGAUUUCAAAAGAGAUCAGGGGAGCCUUAUGUGUCUCCUUUAUGUCUGCUGGACAAUGGAAACUUGGUGGACAGUGAAAUGAAAUAUCUGGGCAGUCCUAUUACUGCUGUUCCAAAAUUGGAUAAAAAUCCAAAACUAGGAGAAGGCCAGGCAGAAGAGAUUUCAGAUGAAUUAAUGGAGUUUUCCCUGGAAGGUCAAGAAGCCAAGGCCUCAGUGAACAGAAGCUGCCUAUAUCGCUCCCCCUCCAUGCCGGAGAACUUGAAUAGGCUAAGACCGAAGCAGGUGGACAAAUGCAAGGACAAUGCAAUGCCAGAUAAAGUUAAAAAAAAGUAUUUUUCUGGCCAAGGAAAGCUCAGGAAGGGCUUACAUUUAAAGAAGACAGUCUCUCUGUGUGACAUUAAUAUCAUUGAGAUGCUGGAGGAAGAUUCUAACCAAGGGCAUCUGAUUGGUGAUUUUUCCAAGGUAUGUGCACUGCCAACCGUGUCAGGGAAACACCAAGAUCUGAAGUAUGUCAACCCAGAAACAGUGGCUGCCUUACUGUUGGGGAAGUUCCAGGGUCUGAUUGAGAAGUUUUAUGUCAUUGAUUGUCGCUAUCCAUAUGAGUACCUGGGAGGACACAUCCAGGGAGCCUUAAACUUGUAUAGUCAGGAAGAACUAUUUAACUUCUUUCUAAAGAAGCCCAUUGUCCCUUUGGACACCCAGAAGAGAAUAAUCAUCGUGUUCCACUGUGAAUUCUCCUCAGAGAGGGGCCCCCGAAUGUGCCGUUCUCUGCGAGAAGAGGACAGAUCUCUGAACCAGUAUCCUGCAUUGUACUACCCAGAGCUAUAUAUCCUUAAAGGCGGCUACAGAGACUUCUUUCCAGAAUAUACGGAGUUGUGUGAACCACAGAGCUACUGCCCUAUGCAUCACCAGGACCACAAGGCUGAGUUGCUGAGGUGUCGAAGCCAGAGCAAAAUGCGGGAAGGGGAGCGGCAGCUGCGAGAGCAAAUUGCCCUUCUGGUGAAGGACAUGAGCCCAUGAUAACAGACCAGCCACUGGCUGCUAACAGGUCAUCCAAAGACACUGCAGAAACCCUGAGCAGAAAGAGGCCUUCUGGAUGGCCAAACCCAAGAUUGUUAAAAGAUGUCUGUAAACGAACAGGCUGCCAACCUGUUGAAAUGCCAGGCCUGGGAAUGGAUAAGGUUUCAGCUUGCUGAAACCUGGCGACAGAGUUCUGGAGCUGGCUCUAUAAGGCAGCCUUGAGUUGCAUAGAGAUUUGUGUUGGUUCAGGGAACUCUGGCGUUCCUCUUCCAAACUCCUCAUGUCUUCUCACAAGCCAGCCAACUCUUUCUCUCUCUGGGCUUCUGGCUAUUCAGAAGUUAUCUUCCUUCUUUCUUUGUAUUUUCCUUCAUUGUUUCCCCCUCUCCCUUUUUUAAAAAUGGAAAAAUAAACACUGCAGAGUGAGA
Molecule: messenger RNA, 2226 nt
Organism: Cebus imitator (Panamanian white-faced capuchin)
Lineage: Eukaryota; Metazoa; Chordata; Mammalia; Primates; Cebidae
Gene: CDC25C
Product: cell division cycle 25C
Exons: 14
Coding region: 275-1801 (508 amino acids)
Biological process (GO): positive regulation of G2/M transition of mitotic cell cycle; positive regulation of G2/MI transition of meiotic cell cycle; protein dephosphorylation
Cellular component (GO): cytoplasm; nucleus
Molecular function (GO): protein tyrosine phosphatase activity
Source: RefSeq, a predicted model, not a curated record